Sphaeramia orbicularis (orbiculate cardinalfish) is the source of this 1567-nucleotide messenger RNA. Its product is annotated as scavenger receptor cysteine-rich type 1 protein M130-like. NCBI's taxonomy places the organism in Eukaryota, Metazoa, Chordata, Actinopteri, Kurtiformes, Apogonidae. Gene Ontology annotation, biological process: zymogen activation. Gene Ontology annotation, cellular component: plasma membrane. The transcript has 4 exons. The coding region runs from base 111 to 1328 and encodes 405 amino acids. Gene Ontology annotation, molecular function: serine-type endopeptidase activity. The record is from RefSeq and is a predicted model, not a curated record.
GAACUGGUCCAUGAGUCCUAUUUAGUUCCUGUGUCACUAAUGACUGAGGAGGCUUUGAAAGAGUCCAACCUCACACUCCCGUCUGUCCAGGGGCUUUUGUGUCUUUAAACAUGUCUCUGUGUUGUUGUGGGUCCACAGACUCUGUCAGACUGGUCCAUGGUUACAGUCUGUGUUCAGGCAGACUGGAGGUCCGGUCCAACCAGUCCUGGUCCUUAGUGUGUGAAGAGGAUUUGGAUCUUAACGAUACCCAGGUGGUCUGUUGGGAGCUGGGCUGUGAGGCUCCUUCGCUCCUCCAGGGGGCACUCUAUGGAGAGGGGGAGGCUCCAGUCUGGACCAGUGAGCUCCAGUGUGAAGGACAUGAGUCUGCUGUCGUAGACUGUAGAAGGUCCAGCUCAGCUGGGAAGACCUGCUUACCAGGAACAGCUGCUGGACUCACCUGUACAGAUCCAGGUGGUGUCAGGUUGGUGGGACAGCCGAGCCACUGUGCUGGUGCUUUGGAGAUCCAACAGCAGGGACAAUGGAGAUCAGUAGGAGACCUCUAUGGAGACUGGGACCUGAAGUCUGGAUCUGUGGUGUGUCAACAUCUGGACUGUGGAUCAGCUGUUUCAGUCAACAACACACGAGCUUCUUCAUCCAGACCUGUGUGGUUGGUGUCUGUUCCUUGUCUAAAGCUGAAAUCUGGGCUGAAGGACUGUGUUGGACUAGAUGGUUUCCAUAGUCUCUCUGGAAUGGCUGUGGUGUGUUCAGAUCUGCUGCCUCAGCCCAACAUCUCCCUGUCUGACGGGGUCUUUGAGGUCUACCAGCUGGGCUUCCGGGUGCUCAUGGGCUCCGACUUCACCAUCACAUGCUCCAUCCAACCACAGUACCCAGGAGGCUCCUUCCAGCUGAUCUCCGACACCAAGGAGCCGCUGGACCUCACACUGCCAGCUGUCAAUCACUCCACCCACUUCCUGUUGUCUGCCAUGGGCUAUGCCCACCGAGGGAACUACACAUGUGUUUAUCAUGUGGACGUUUUCAACCACAGAUUUUUGUCAUCUCAGAGCCCCGCCCUCUAUCUCACUGUUGGAGAAUCUGUGACAAAUCUGAUCAUCAGGGUAGUGGUCAUCGUCCCGGCUCUGCUCAUAUUUGAUAUUUGCCUCUUCUUCUACAAUAAGGUAUGUUCACAUCUUUCCUCAGUGGAUCCAUUGGACUUCAGACUGAGUCACACACACAGGAGUCUGAACUGGACAUGUGUGCUGCCAUGUUUUUUCCAGGUCUCCGUGAGGCGGAUCCGAAUGAAGGCGGAGACAACCACAAUGAGAGUUCAGGAAGAAACAUCCCAUUUGUAGAGUCCCAGUUGUUCAGUGUGAGUCCAGCUGAUAUUUGGAUCAGAUCAACAGUUUCACAGCUGAAGCAAUAAACGCCUUCAUUCUGUUCUGAUGCUUCAUGAUCCAUCAGCGUCUCAGCUUCUAUUCACAGAGUUUAUACACAUGUAAAUACGGCUUCAUUCUUAUAAUAUUCUGAUUUGUUUUUGAAAAUACUUUUUACUUAGAAUAGUCCAGAGUUCUUCACUCUAUGUAUUGAUGCU